UUAACUUAUUUAAAUGUUUUAUGAACAGACAGAUAAGUAAUUAAAUUCAUUUUUUAAUAAGCAUUUACAUAUCAAUGGUCAAAGAUUGACAACACAUAACUGAGAAUUUUUCCCAAAUUUAGUUAUAUUUAAUUCAAAAUAGGCAUGGAUUAUAAUAUUCACAAAAUAUGCCGGGUUUGUCUGGAGGAAGGCGCACUCACCUCUAUAUAUAGCACUGAAUUUGCGAUGAUGCCUUGCACCAUGUUGAUGAUGUGCGCCAAGAUACGGGUUUAUAAAAGCGAUGGCUUGCCAGCAGUCAUAUGCAAUAAUUGCAUUUAUCGUUUGGGAGUCGCUUAUCACUUCAAGCAGGAGUGCGAAAACUCGGAUAUGAGGCUGCGUCAGUACCUGGGUUUGCAAGAUCGGGGAUAUGGUUUCUGUGAAGCAGCAACCAACACAGAUUUGGCAAUUACAUCUUUGGACAGUAAACCAAACGCGUACUUGGAGCAUGAUUCAGAAGACGAGUCGGAUGUGGGUGAAAAUGUGAGAAAAAGUAAGCGCCGUUCGCGAUACCAACGCAAGCCUCCUGAGCAACAUAAGCGUCGCGGCCCCAAACCCAUACCGAAGUUACCUCAAACCUGCUAUGAGUGUAAUAAAACUUUUAAAUGUGCCGCACAACUGCAAAUGCAUUUGCGCACACAUACGGGCGAAAAGCCAUUCGCAUGUAAUUUCUGCCCUCGUCGCUUUGCCCAAAAGUAUAAUCUCCACAUUCAUCAACGCACUCACACUGGUGAGCGUCCUUUUCAAUGUGAGAUUUGUUCAAAGCAAUUCUCUGCAUUGGGAAACUUUCAAGCGCACCAAAAGAUACACACUGGCAUACGUGAUCAAUUGUGUCCAGUGUGUCAGAAGGCCUUCUAUAGCGCCGGCGAUCUUUCCAAGCACAUGGUAAUACACACGCAUUUAAAAAAUCAUCAUUGCGAUGUGUGUGGCAAGUCUUUUAGUCGUCAACGUGACAUGCAGGCCCAUAAACGUAAACAACAUGUGCUGCAAGAGCGUAGUGAAGACGACGAAGAUGAGGCAGUUGACACCUCCUGCCCGGAUCCGGUGGUAGUGGUGGGUGGUGGUGUUGUGCCGGGCGCUUCCGUACUCCACGAAAGCUUCAAAUGUCCAGACUGUGAUAAGGAAUUCGGGUCGGCGAGCAGUUUGAGUGUUCACUUUCGUACGCACGCCAAUAGUAAUUUGCUAAGUUUGCCACUUACCGGCCAAAUGCCGCCACAUCAUUAUCAUGCACCGCCACCACCGCCGCCGUCAGCUCCUCCUCCACCGCAAACGCAUGCUGCACUCGCCCACGAUGGCUUGCAUGCACACACGCAUCAUUUGUCCUUGAAUGCGCCACUACAAGCCAACCAUCCGACACAUAUGACACAUCAUCCGACGAUGGCGCAUAUGCUAGCAGCAGCACAGCAACCGCCGCCACCACCGCCCACGCCAUCGGCGCAAAGUAGUGCGGCAUUAAGUAUGAUGCAUGCGGCACAGCGAUUGCAUCCAUUCUGAAGGAAUAUGAGGCAGUCUUAAAUUUAAUUAGACAAUUGUAUUGUAGUAAUAAUUUAUUUCUCGGUAUAUGUAUUUAUUUUAACGUACAUAUAUGCUGAUAAAAGUGUAUACAAAAGUGGAAGGUUAUCCUCUAAAUAUUCACGCACAAAAUAUUUGUACUUGUAAACUCUAAUAAACUA
This is a messenger RNA of Rhagoletis zephyria (snowberry fruit fly), 1709 nucleotides long. Its product is annotated as zinc finger protein 32. NCBI's taxonomy places the organism in Eukaryota, Metazoa, Arthropoda, Insecta, Diptera, Tephritidae. Gene Ontology annotation, biological process: embryo development; regulation of transcription by RNA polymerase II. The record is from RefSeq and is a predicted model, not a curated record. Gene Ontology annotation, cellular component: nucleus. Gene Ontology annotation, molecular function: RNA polymerase II transcription regulatory region sequence-specific DNA binding; DNA-binding transcription factor activity, RNA polymerase II-specific; zinc ion binding.